Messenger RNA from Microcebus murinus (gray mouse lemur), 3534 nucleotides. It is a transcript of the gene SLC6A8, whose product is annotated as solute carrier family 6 member 8. Lineage: Eukaryota; Metazoa; Chordata; Mammalia; Primates; Cheirogaleidae. Gene Ontology annotation, molecular function: gamma-aminobutyric acid:sodium:chloride symporter activity; creatine:sodium symporter activity. Gene Ontology annotation, biological process: amino acid transport; nitrogen compound transport; sodium ion transmembrane transport. The record is from RefSeq and is a predicted model, not a curated record. Gene Ontology annotation, cellular component: plasma membrane.
GCCCCGCCGCGCCCGCGCGCCCCCGGGCCCCGACACACAUGAGAUUCUUCAGGCUCACUUUCAAGUGCUUCGUGGACUGCUUCUGACUGCGCCGCCCCACCGUCCCGCACCCGCCCGCCCGCCGCCCGUCCCCAGCCGGCCGCCCCAGGCCGGGCGGCCGCGCCUCCGGCCUCUCCCCGGUGCCGCCGCGCCCCCCGCCCAACCCCUGCCAGGCGCCGCGACCCCCGGCCUGGCCGCGCGGCCCGCCGGGGCCAUGGCGAAGAAGAGCGCCGAGAACGGCAUCUACAGCGUGUCCGGAGACGAGAAGAAGGGCCCCCUCAUCACGCCCGGGCCCGACGUGGCCCCGGCCAAGGGCGAUGGCUCCGCGGGGCUGGGGGCACCCGGCAGCCGCCUGGCUGUGCCACCGCGUGAGACCUGGACGCGCCAGAUGGACUUCAUCAUGUCGUGCGUGGGCUUCGCCGUGGGCCUGGGCAACGUGUGGCGCUUCCCCUACCUGUGCUACAAGAACGGCGGAGGUGUGUUCCUUAUUCCCUAUGUCCUGAUCGCCCUGGUCGGGGGAAUCCCCAUUUUCUUCCUGGAGAUCUCGCUGGGCCAGUUCAUGAAGGCCGGCAGCAUCAAUGUCUGGAACAUCUGUCCCCUAUUCAAAGGCCUGGGCUAUGCCUCCAUGGUGAUCGUCUUCUACUGCAACACCUACUACAUCAUGGUGCUGGCCUGGGGCUUCUAUUACCUGGUAAAGUCUUUCACCACCACGCUGCCCUGGGCCACAUGUGGCCACACCUGGAACACUCCUGACUGUGUGGAGAUCUUCCGCCACGAAGACUGUGCCAAUGCCAGCCUGGCCAACCUCACAUGUGACCAGCUUGCUGACCGCCGAUCCCCUGUCAUCGAGUUCUGGGAGAACAAAGUUUUGCGGCUGUCUGGAGGGCUGGAGGUUCCAGGGGCCCUCAACUGGGAGGUGACCCUGUGUCUGCUGGCCUGCUGGGUGCUGGUGUACUUCUGUGUCUGGAAGGGGGUCAAAUCAACAGGAAAGAUCGUGUACUUCACUGCUACAUUCCCCUACGUGGUCCUGGUGGUGCUGCUGGUGCGCGGGGUGCUGCUGCCGGGGGCCUUGGAUGGCAUCAUCUACUAUCUCAAGCCCGACUGGUCGAAGCUGGGGUCCCCUCAGGUAUGGAUAGAUGCUGGGACCCAGAUUUUCUUUUCUUACGCCAUCGGCCUGGGGGCCCUCACGGCCCUGGGCAGCUACAAUCGUUUCAACAACAACUGCUACAAGGACGCCAUCAUCCUUGCCCUCAUCAACAGUGGAACCAGCUUCUUCGCUGGUUUCGUGGUCUUCUCCAUCCUGGGCUUCAUGGCUGCAGAGCAGGGCGUGCACAUCUCCAAGGUGGCAGAAUCAGGGCCUGGCCUGGCCUUCAUCGCCUAUCCCCGGGCUGUCACGCUGAUGCCUGUGGCCCCGCUCUGGGCUGCCCUAUUCUUCUUCAUGUUGUUGCUGCUCGGUCUUGACAGCCAGUUUGUAGGUGUGGAAGGCUUCAUCACUGGCCUCCUCGACCUCCUCCCGGCCUCCUACUACUUCCGUUUCCAAAGGGAGAUCUCUGUGGCCCUCUGCUGCGCCCUCUGCUUUGUCAUCGACCUCUCCAUGGUGACCGAUGGUGGGAUGUACGUCUUCCAGCUGUUUGACUACUACUCAGCCAGCGGCACUACCCUGCUCUGGCAGGCCUUUUGGGAGUGUGUGGUGGUGGCCUGGGUGUACGGAGCCGACCGCUUCAUGGAUGACAUUGCCUGUAUGAUCGGGCAUCGACCCUGCCCCUGGAUGAAAUGGUGCUGGUCCUUCUUCACCCCGCUGGUCUGCAUGGGCAUUUUCAUCUUCAACGUUGUGUAUUACAAGCCACUGGUCUACAACAACACCUAUGUGUACCCGUGGUGGGGCGAAGCCAUGGGCUGGGCCUUCGCACUCUCCUCCAUGCUGUGUGUGCCCCUCCACCUCCUGGGCUGCCUCCUCAGGACUAAGGGUACCAUGGCUGAGCGCUGGCAGCACCUGACUCAGCCUGUCUGGGGCCUCCACCACUUGGAGUACAGAGCUCAGGAUGCGGACGUCAGGGGCCUGACCACCCUGACCCCCGUGUCCGAGAGCAGCAAGGUCGUCGUGGUGGAAAGUGUCAUGUGACAGGCAGCCCAGCUCACAUCACCAGCUCACCCUCCGGUAGCCAUAGCAGCCCUGCUUUAGCCCCCACCCUACUCCUCCAGGAGGCUGGCCUUUCCCUGAUACUUUUGGGGACUGCCUGGGGGAGGAGGGAAGGAAGCACCAUGAGUGCUAAAAUAACUUUUUCCAUUUUUAAUAAAACGCCAAAAAUAUCACAACCCACCAAAAACAGAUGCCUCUCCCCCCAAGCCCUAGCCAAGCUGGUCCUAGGCCCCACUUACCCACCUCUCCCUCCAAUGCUACAACGCAUCUCCUCCUACCCCUGCCAUGCCCACCUGGCCCACCUCUACAGGCUCUGCCCCGUAACACACCCUUGGGUAGCCCUCGCCCUAGAAGCAGCAGAGGCAGCUCAGGAAAUGGGGGUGGGGAGGACAAGAGAGGGGGCAAGGGAGGGGCAGCAGAACCAAGCCAAAUAUUUCAGAUGGGCUAGACUCCUCUCCCCCUCCCUAUUCUAGAAGCUUAGAGAGCCAGCCAGCAACGGAACCUUCUGGUUCCCGUGCCAGUUGCCACCAAUGUCAACUGUGUGAGCUUGGGUAUGAGUGCGUGUGUGCAUUGAGUAUGUAAAGUAUAUAUAGAUCUCUAUCUCUUAGCAAAGGUGAAUACCAGAUAUAAAUGGCUGCCUCUGGGCAAAGGAGGCUUGUAUUUUGCACAUUUUAUAAAAACUUGACCAGAGAGAUUCCUGCUUGUAUAUUUCUAAAAAGAGAAAAGAGCCCAAACAUCCCUCUCCUUACCACACCCUGUCCCUCUCACCCCUCUGCCCUUAGCCAAGGAGUGUGAAUUUAUAGAAACUAAUUUUCAUAGGUAAAAACAAAAGCUUUGAGCUGUUGAGUAUGCAAGUCUGUUGUGUGGAUGUGCAUGUGGUCCCCAGUCCCAUGGGGUAGUAAAGUGCAUGGUGGGGGCCUCCUCGGGGGGGAGCCCAUGCCACCCCUUUGCCCACAAGUCUGUGAGGCGAGAGGCUGCAGUAUUCUGUCCCAGGGACCCGGGGCCGCUCACCUGGCAUGCUCAGGCCUGCCUGCACCCUGCUACCUGGGCUGGGCAUGACUGUAGGCGUGGUAGAUGGGUACAGCCCAGGGAGGGGAUCCGGGCAUGGUUCCCACAUCCAAGCUUAAGGCUGAUGCACUUGUCACAUCUCAAGUAUUCCCUGUAGCAGCUUUAACCCACCUACGUCUGUGUCACGUCUAGCCCUGAGAUAGCUGAGUGGUCCCCAGAACAGCUCCCCACACUGGGGCAUAGGCUGGAGGGGUGGGGCUGGGUGAGGGCAGAGGGCCUGUGGAGACAUUCUUACUGUGCUAAAAAGCCACUGCAAACAUAGCAAUAAAAACAUGUCAUUUUCCAAA